CUGAGGACGGAGCAUAGGGGUGUGAAAGAAAGGGGAGGAGAGGAAAUAAUGACACAAAGGCCCUAGAAAGCAGAGUAAAUUCCAUGGAUUCUGGGAACCCCCUGUCAUCCCAGUCUCUGAUCAAGGGAAGAGGGCAGCAGAGGCCAGGGAGGAAUGGAUAAGCAUGGAGUGAAGACCCCCCUGUGGAGGAAGGACCUGGAGGAGCCCGGGGCCGCAGGGGCGCAGGCGGGGGCCGCGGAGGAAGGGUCGGAAGACGCGGAGAGGCGGCCGCAGGAGGGCGCGAGCGAGGCCGGGGCGCAGGGCCGGGAGGCCGAGGGCGGCGAGCGGGGCUCGGGGUCCUACUGCCCGCUGCGCCAGGAGAGCAGCUCGCAGCAGGUGGCGCUGCUGCGGCGCGCGGACAGCGGCUUCUGGGCCUGGCUCAGCCCCUUCUCGCUGCUCGGCGGCCUGGGCGCUCCCGCCGACAGGAAGCGCAGCCCCCCGGAGGAGUCCUGCGUGUUGGAGACCCGGCGGCGGCCGCCGCGCGGCGGGGGCUGCGCGCGCUGCGAGAUCCUUUUUUGCAAGAAGUGCAGGAACCUGCACAGCCACCCGGCCUACGUGGCGCACUGCGUGCUGGAGCACCCUGAUCUGGGUCUGCAGGCCCAGAUGCGGGGCUCCCGCCUGUUAUCAGGCGCCCACCCGAUGCAGAGCCCAGCAGCACCUGGAGCACCCUUCCUUCCUGAGCGCCUCAUAAGGGCCCCGGCCGGGCAGCACCCGGUGCAGGCUGCCAACUGACUCGAGGCCCAGGCGCUGCCUCACCUGCAUCUCUUGGGUAUUUUAGGUCCUUCUGGCAGGAUGGGCAGAGGCAUCGCCUAGAGGAAAU
Molecule: messenger RNA, 859 nt
Organism: Talpa occidentalis (Iberian mole)
Lineage: Eukaryota; Metazoa; Chordata; Mammalia; Eulipotyphla; Talpidae
Gene: PGBDF
Product: chromosome unknown C17orf50 homolog
Exons: 5
Coding region: 154-771 (205 amino acids)
Source: RefSeq, a predicted model, not a curated record